CAUGCGGGUCAAGAAAAAAAAUUGCACUUCCAUGCGGGAAGCCCAACAUGAUAAGCGGCCAAGAAGCGCCAGCUGUCGUAAUGUGGGUGGUGCUGUCUUAAUUUCACAGCUGUAGUUGAAUUCUUAAUAUCUUGUUGGCAUUGGGACCACGUCGUCAAGUUGAAUAUGCACUCUGUUGUGAAUAGCAUUUGAAUUUCCGGUGCUUGCCAGCUUAGUGUCAAAGCCGACGUUGCCGGUGAGGAAUACAAUGGUGGUGUCACCAUUGGGCCUAGCUUUCCUUUUCGCCGCGCUACGCGCACUCGUCGCUUCAACUCCGAACGAGGUGCUACGAGCAAGAGGUGCACCUACAGACGAUGGCACGAAGGCUGUUGACGCUUUCCUCAGUGGAGCAUACAACUUGAGCUGUGCUAACUACACGGCGUGUCCAAAGCCUGGAAACCACAGCCAGUGGCCACCGCGGCAGCACGUCUCUGGCAAUGCGACUCGCUUCGCGAGGCCCAGCUGUGACUGCGAGCCUUCAUGCUUCGACUACGGCUCCUGCUGCAUUGGCAGCCCAUUGAGGGAUGCACAGCCUGUCAUGUCUUGUCGAAACGUGCGGCUCGCCGACGUCUCCUCGAGCGUCUACAUGAGGACCACCUGCGCCCGCGACUGGCAAGACGACCAGGUGCGCAGUGAAUGCCAAGACGAGUGGGCGGCUGCGACGGAUCCGUUUCUCACCAUCCCUGUGACGAGCAAGAGCACCAAUGUCACGUACAGGAACGUGCGCUGCGCCGUCUGCAACCGCGAUUUCAACGUGAAGAUGUGGACCGCGUUUCUGCGCUCUCUCCGCCAGGACAGCGGCGCGGCGUGUUCGCCCUCCAAGACUCACGACCCAUCACAGUGUCCCGUCUUCCUGGGCUGCCCGGACUUCAUGCAUGGCAAGAGGCCUCAGCAAUACUUUCGCGUCUGCCGCUCCGACUUGGUGGCCGACUGUCCGGCCGACUUCCGCGACCGCAACUCACGACUGCGCAACGGCUGUCACACAUACUUUGCCCCUGUACUAGAUAAACUCACGGGUGUCAGCUACAAAAAUGCCUAUUGCGCUCUCUGCUAUGGCGUUGGAGCAGGAGACCUCACUUGUGUGGAGGACGACAGUGUGGUGGAAUAUCCAUGGACAGAGUGGGAUGAAGACAGGGAGGACAUUAUUUCCCACGCUGACGUUCUCCCCUCGUAUUCGCUUCUCAUCGACGUCGACUUCGCAAGAGGCGGAAUCAAGGUGGGCCUUCAAGACCGCUGCGCACCGAAUCAGGCAUAUGACCCGUGGAAGGAGACCUGCCGCAAUCUUGUGUGCGGCAAGCUGUACGAACUGCGCGACGGCCUGUGUGUUGCUAGCGCACUCAAGGCCGCUUACGGUUCGUCUGCGUUGCCUCGCGCGCUUCUCGCGUCUAACUGCACCAAGGUGGCACUGGACACCGACGAGUUCACGCUCUGGGAGAACCACACCGCCACCCUUCGAGGAGACGCCGGUAGCGGUGAGCUCUUGGUGCCCGGAGAAUACGAGCUGCUGUCCGAUGGCUCUAUUCUGGUAUGUGCCGAGUCCAGCUUCCAAGGCGCUGUGCGAAGGAUGUCAGUAUACAAGUUUCGUGACACCGAAGGUUACAUUACGCUCGCCGGCAGCCUGGUAUCGCUAGGCUGCCUUCUUGUCAAGAUGGCGCUUCAUAUUCACACGCCUGGUCCACGUAAGCUGCCCGACAAGUUGAUCAGCAUGCUUUCCCUGUCCAUCUUCGCCGCACAGUUGCUGUUUCUCUUCGUCAUGGUCGCUGCCCGGUACCAGGCACUGUGUGUGCUGAUUGGUGUGCUUGUGCACUACUUCUUUCUGGCCAGCUUCUUCUGGACCACUGCUCUCGCGCUGGAUCUGUACUGGUCUGUGUCGUCAAGCGCGGAGCCGAGCAAGAGGAGAGGAGCCCGAGCCUUCUGCGUGUUCAGCGCCUACUGCUGGUCUGCGCCGGGGCUCGUUGUUAUCCCGUCGGCUGCCAUGGACCUGUGGUUGCUUGCGCCGAAACACCCGAUGGCGCCAGGUUACGGUCGCGGCGUCUGCUGGAUCUCAAAUCGAAUGGCCCUGCUCGCCUUCUUCGCGGCGCCUAUGGCGGCCGUGGUGGUGACCAACCUGGUUUUCUUCUGCCUUUCCAUAGUCCGCAUCUCUGGCACCAUCACCCAGACUGACAAACUCCGCCGUAGCUCCUGCAGCAGCAGCAGCCGCUGGAUGCUCGUGGUCUACCUUAAGCUGGCACUGGUAAUGGGCGCCACGUGGACACUGGGAUUCGUGGCUCCCUUUGCACGAGUACAGGCACUCUGGCACGCCUUCGUGAUCCUCAACAGCCUCCAGUACUAUCCAUCUGAGGCCAGCAAUAGCGUUCACGGAGAAGCUGCUUGGUACGGAUUGCCUGGUGAUUUUCAUGUGCCAACUGAAGAAAUGGCGCCUUUGUCUUCUUCGCCUUCACACGAAUCGCGCUGCGACACCGGCUCGUCUCAUGGCUUCAGCGACGCCGCAGCAAGGAGUCCUCCUCUGGGCAAGUCAUCAUGCCUGCAUCACUUGUGCUAACUGAGCGUAAGCAGUGACGGCGUGCCCACUUCGUCUUUUAAUAUAUUUUUGACGGCCACCGUUUUAUAUUUACUGUUUCUUUUACAACUUUUAGAAAUUUACCCAUUGAACCACUGUGAAGCACUGUGCCUAGCUUUUCGUGCAUCUGCACCAGAGAAUGACGGGGUCUCAAAUUCGUUGUCUUAAGUGUCCUUUACCGUGGUAGUCAACGUAUACGAUAUCUCGUGCUGGAAUUUAGUACUGUGAAUUUAAAUGCAAAAUAGUGCAGAGAGUGUACUGGUGCUGUUAUUUGG
Molecule: messenger RNA, 2874 nt
Organism: Dermacentor albipictus
Lineage: Eukaryota; Metazoa; Arthropoda; Arachnida; Ixodida; Ixodidae
Biological process (GO): G protein-coupled receptor signaling pathway; cell surface receptor signaling pathway
Cellular component (GO): membrane
Molecular function (GO): G protein-coupled receptor activity
Source: RefSeq, a predicted model, not a curated record